CACCGGUGUAAGCGGGGCCGCGCAGCGCCGAGCCCGGCCCGGGUGAGGCGCCGCCGGCCGCAGCCUCAGGCCGAGGAGGAGCCCCGCGCUCCAGCGCCCCCGGCAGAGCAGGGCCCGCCGUGGGCCGCCCGCGGGCCGGCGGCAGCCCGGACCCGUUUCCCUGAGGCACCUCCGGGCCCUGCCAGCCGCGGCAGCGGGCGGGCGGCCGGGCAGGCCGCGGCGGAGGAUGAAGCAGGUAGAGGCGGAGGGGGGGGGCGGCGGCGCGGCUCCCCUGGUCGUCCCCCCCCGCUGACGGGCUCCCCGCCGCAGGCGCUGGUGGACGACACCGAGGAUGUGUCCCUCGACUUCGGGAGCGAGGAGGAGCUGGCGCUGCGGGGAGCAAAGAUCAGGCACCCACUGGCCACCUUUUUCCACCUGUUUUUCCGAAACGUGACAGGAAGACUCUUGGUUGGUUUGCAUUGGUGGAACCAGAUUGAUGAAGAUGGAAAAAGCCACUGGAUAUUUGAAGCAAGAAGGGUGCCUACAAUAGCUGCCUCAACUGAAGCUGAAGCUCGAAUCUUUUGGCUUGGUCUCAUUAUCUGUCCGGUUAUUUGGACAGUGUUUUUCUUUAGCACCUUGUUCUCCUUGAAGCUGAAAUGGCUGGCUCUUGUGAUAGCUGGGAUCUCCCUUCAGACUGCUAAUUUAUAUGGCUACAUACACUGCAAAUUAGGGGGACAAAGAAGCGUCAGCAGAGCUACUUCGAGGAUUUUUGUCACAGCAGAUGUUCCUAAGAGACAGAAAAGGAGAAUCUCAGAAGACUGCACUGAAGAACAUGGGAAGACAGGUGCUAGAUAAUCAAAUAAGGAAGAAGUACAAGGAUGAGCAGUAAAAAUACUCAUUUAUGAAAGCUGUUCUUCAUAUGAAAGUAGUGAAGUAAAGCUCUUCUAGAAUUACACCUGCAUGAAAUAAUAAGGAUUUUAUUUGUGUUUGAGUCUGUAGAUUCUGAAAGGUUCAGUGUCUUUGUUACUUAGUUAAAAGUUUCAUCAAAAAGCAGAUUGUAUAGGCACAAAACCAAUGCUUGUGGUUUAUACAGAGCACACUUUAAGAAAAAAAAUAAAUCUGUCAGCUAACCUGAAA
Messenger RNA from Phalacrocorax carbo (great cormorant), 1116 nucleotides. The record is from RefSeq and is a predicted model, not a curated record. Lineage: Eukaryota; Metazoa; Chordata; Aves; Suliformes; Phalacrocoracidae.